AUGUCCGCGUCGUUAUUAGCCGGUAAAACCCUCCUCAAACAGGAUGGCACUGUUGUUCGUGCUGAUGAAGUGCUGCUUAAGAAGGAUAUCGUUGCGCUGUAUUUUGCUGCUCAUUGGUGCCCCGAUUGCACAGCCUUCACUCCAACUGUUAAGAAGUUCUAUGAGUCGCUAUUGAGAGAAUUGGAGAAUUGCUUCCUUUGCUCUGUCCAGGAUGUAAGAGCCAAGAAUCCCGAUAAGUUGGAAAUCAUAUUCGUGUCUAGCGACAAGUCUGAGAACGAGCAGAUUGCUUAUCAUCGGAAUGACAUGCCUGAUUGGCUGAGGGUUCCUUUCAAUGACAAACGUACUCGUGCUACGUUAAAGAAAGAAUAUGGAGUGUGCGCUAAGAAGGAGAUGGAAGACAUUGGAAUUAGCGACUCUCAGCGAAAGGCUGGUAUCCCGACGCUUGUGGUCCUCAGUAAGAACCGUAGAACAGUGAAGGUGUUUGAUGCUGGCGCUGAUAUCGAGAAGUACGGCGAAGCAGCUGUUGAUCGUUGGUAA
Messenger RNA from Perkinsus marinus ATCC 50983, 537 nucleotides. Its product is annotated as thioredoxin, putative. The record is from RefSeq and is a predicted model, not a curated record. Lineage: Eukaryota; Perkinsozoa; Perkinsida; Perkinsidae. The transcript has 6 exons. The coding region runs from base 1 to 537 and encodes 178 amino acids. Gene Ontology annotation, biological process: sensory perception; photoreceptor cell maintenance.